This is a messenger RNA of Vanrija pseudolonga, 330 nucleotides long. RefSeq lists its product as uncharacterized. NCBI's taxonomy places the organism in Eukaryota, Fungi, Basidiomycota, Tremellomycetes, Trichosporonales, Trichosporonaceae. The coding region runs from base 1 to 330 and encodes 109 amino acids. The record is from RefSeq and is a predicted model, not a curated record. The transcript is spliced from 2 exons.
AUGGCGCCCAUCGCAGCACUCCCAGAACUAGCCUUCUGCGCGGCCCAGCUCGAGCGUACGCGAAUCACCGACCUCCUCAUCCUGUGCUUCGGCAUCGGCAUCGGCGUCCUCUUCUUCGCGAUCGCGCACGACGUCUUCGUGUCCCACGGCGGCGUGUGCCGCGGCGCCUCCCGCCGCUGCCAGCACUCGCACGCACACCGCUCCGCGCUGCCCGUAGCGUUCUUCGUGCCCGACAGCAGCGACGCCGACUCGGAGGACAGCGAGGCCGAGGUGGCGCCCCGGAGGCCAUACACCCGCCGCGUGCGGCGCGUGCGCGCCGAGAAGAGCUAG